AUGCAGGUGUCCCAGGGCUUGGCGUUCGCCCUCGCCGUCGCGGGCGCCGUCUCGGCCGUCGGCGCCGCGGUCAGCGCGCAGCUGGUGGUCAGCGGGCUCAUCGGCGUGGUCAGCGUGCUCACCGGUGCGAUUCUCAUGAAGGUCAGCACGGCCUCAGACAGCCUCCGCGCCAUGUGGUACCAGGGCGACAACAUUUCGCUCAGAUGCAGUUUCAUUGAGCGCCGCCUGAUGUCCUUGGAAUUCAGCCCGUGGGAGACACAGCGGCAGAUCUCAGGUGCGAUUCAGGAAUGGGACAUGGCCCAGGACGCAGCGUACGGUGUCAGGCAAGCGUUCCACUACCUCAGUAGGUAUUCCAGGAACUUCCUGCAGCGUGCGGGUCAGAUGCCGUCCGCCAUUCAGUUGUCCAUCAUCGCCAACAAGGCGAUCCAGGAAUCAGGCGAGGACGCAGCAGGGCAGAAGGUCACGGUGCUCAUCCAGGGCCUCAGCCAAGACUGGGCCGCUCAGUUCCCUGGCCAGGGCAACGCGUACGAUCCGACAGCGUCAGUCGCGAUCCACGCGGGUCAGCUGUCUCAGCACGCAGUCGUGGACUUCUACGGCUUUCAGUGA
This is a messenger RNA of Prorocentrum cordatum, 606 nucleotides long. The record is from the annotation of a GenBank genome assembly. Lineage: Eukaryota; Dinophyceae; Prorocentrales; Prorocentraceae.